Molecule: messenger RNA, 1128 nt
Organism: Fragaria vesca subsp. vesca
Lineage: Eukaryota; Viridiplantae; Streptophyta; Magnoliopsida; Rosales; Rosaceae
Product: probable glutathione S-transferase parC-like
Exons: 2
Coding region: 174-824 (216 amino acids)
Source: RefSeq, a predicted model, not a curated record
GCGUGGAAGAAUCUGACAUAUGAUUGAACAAAUCCCAAAUCAAAAAUUCUCCAGAUGCCAAAGCCUAGCUAGUGAAUCACUUCUUUCUCUUACUUUGAACUUGUUAACCACACUAGAAUCUCGCACUUUCUAGUUAAAAUUUGCUACUGCAUGAUCGAUCAAUCUUCAAGUUAAUGGCGGAUGAGGUGGUGCUGCUGGGAUUCUUACCGAGCCCAUUUGCGGCGAGGUUGAAGAUUGCUUUGGCUGAGAAGGGGGUCGAGUAUGAGUACAAGGAGGAGGACUUGAGGAGCAAGAGUCCACUACUUGUGCAGAUGAACCCGGUUCACAUGAAGGUUCCGGUUCUCAUUCACAAUGGCAAACCGGUCUGCGAGUCCCUCAUUGCGCUGCAGUACAUCGAUGAGGUUUGGAAAGAUAAAGCUCCACUGUUGCCCUCCGAUCCUGGCCUUCGAGCCCAAGCCAUGUUCUGGGCAGACUUCAUUGACAAGAAGGAGAAGGUAUGGGCAGCCAAAGAAGAAGAACAUGAGGCAGCGAAGGAGUUUUUUUAUUGCAUUGGGGUGUUAGAAGGAGAGCUCGGAGACAAAGCUUUCUUUGGGGGUGAUACUCUUGGGUUUGUGGAUGUGGCAGUUAUACCAUUCUAUAGCUGGCUUUCUGUGUUUGAAAAAUAUGGAAAUUGCAGUGUAGAAAACUCGCAUCCAAAGUUCACUGCCUGGACUAAGAGGUGCAUGGAGAAGGAGAGUGUCUCCAAGUCUCUUCCUGAUCAGCAACUGGUCUAUGACUUCAAACUUGGGGGCAUAAUAAAGUUACCAAUCCAUCAAGACCUGUAACCGGCCAGUUAAGCAGGUUGAAAGCCUUUUGGGUACAUUGUAUUUAUCUACAACCAAACCACACUUGACCAGACCCUUGUAUUAUCAAAGCUUUCGGUAGUAAAGUUCUCUUACUCCUCUUGUAUUAUAUUUAUUGUUUGUUUAUGACUUUAUGUCAUCAGAUUGGAAGACUUAUUUUACCCACUUCCUGCCCAAGAAUUUUACGCAAAAGAAAUAUAUAAAAUAUAGAUUUGAUGCCAAGAGCAGUGACGUAACCGCAGCUGAUUGGAAAAAUCCUAAUUCCAGAAUAUAUGUAGAAAUGGAA